AAGAAUUCAUUUGAGCYGAUCCAGUGAAGUUUCAUGUUUACUUGUUGGUAAUUAGCUCUGCUUACAAUUCAUCAUCCGGAAGAUGAACAAUGAGGCGGGAUGCUCUGGAUCACAUCGAAUUCACGUCACUUAAUGGGCCGCGUUUAAUUCGACCGAUUACUGCAAAGAUAGCAGUGUUACAGGACUUAGAUUGCUUCGCACUUCGACAGUUAAACAUCGCGAGCGGAGACGUUGGUCACAACAAAACGCAAAGUAGGGACAAGCGUUAGAGAAUCCUUAGUAAUCCACGAGGAAAUCACUAAUUUCGAAGCAAGGUAUCAAAGAACAAUCAAUCGAGAAGGAUCGCGAUCGUUUUCUUAAGGUUAAACUUAGCCAUGACCUCCACUGUUGAAACUACCACAGCUAUUGUGAAUUGCACUUCAGACAUAACGAACUGUUCGYUUUUCAAGAACUCCACAACAUCACCUUCAAGCCCCAUUACAGAGGAAAAGGAACCUUUAUUCUCGCUGAUUUUACGCAUCGCGCUGUGUUGCUUGGUGUUUGUUCUCAAUAUUCUAGGAAAUGCCAUGGUUUGUAUCGUAGUAAGAAGAAAUAGCAAGUUACGUAGUUUCAGGAAUUACUACUAUGGCCUUUUUUUAGUCAAUCUCUCCGUGGCGGACAUGACUGUAGCGAUCUUCAUCAUGCCGUUCGUCUUGAUGUUUUACGAGACUGGMAAGUAUCCGUUUGGUUUUUACGGCUCGUCUGCCGCCUGUAAGCUAGUCCCGACGCUUAGCCUAAUGUGCCAAGGUGCGUCGGUCUAUAGCCUUGCCUCUCUCACUUUUCAGCGUUACAUAGGAAUUGUUUACCCGCUGAAGGCAAGACUGACCCUUGGUAAGGUCAAAAUAGUACUAUCCUUAGUKUGGUUCUUUGCCUUUGUCAAUUCUUUCCCWCUGAUCUUGGURUCAGAUGGAGUGCGYACGCCGAAGUAUAACCAAUACAGCUGUGAUGAAUUCUGGCCCGAYGAAAGRAUGCGYAGUGGUUACACCAUGUACCUUUUCGUGGUCGAGUAYCUYCUUCCAUUAUCCAUCAUCUCCAUGACCUACACCAAGAUGGCGCUCGUCUUGUGCAACAGAGAAAAAGAGUUUGAAGGCMAGAAGACCUGCAGUAGGAGUAAGGUACGGCACAUGAAGUUCAUAAGGCUCYUAAUCGUUCUUGUUGCUUCCUUUGCCAUAUGUUAUCUACCCAACCAUGUGCUAUUUUUCUGGUAUGAUUAUGGGUCAGGWAGCGCGUACCCAUAUUUCUCCGUUCUUAUGAAGUGGACUCAUUUUAGUAUAUGGCUUAACUCCUGCCUCAACCCUUAUCUGUACGGAGCCCUGGAUGAAUAUUUUAGCGAGGGMUAUAAGAAAGUCAUACGGCAAUGUGCGAGACUGGAAGUUAAAAGUAAAGUCACACAUUCAAGGAUUGCGCGCCAGCUGUCCAGGUUGUACUCCGUAAGGAACUUUUCCACUGUGGAAAUGGACUCGAAUUCUGAUGAUUAACUGUGAAAAUAAACUGAAACUCARUGGUGAACUUUAUACARCGUUGGACCUGAGUUUUGACCAUGAAGAAAUGAUCAUAUAUAUAUAUGGUUUAUUUUGAUUUUAAGGAUAAGGAUAUGAGAAAAACGGACAAAAUAAGCGAUUUAUUAGCAUCAAAUAACCCGAAAAAGAAAUGAGAUUAGAAAAAGAACACAUUUUUCACGUUUUUAAGAAAGUACAAAUUAAAAGCAUCAAGUAAAAUUGCCCUAUCCACAUGUAAAUAGUCAUCUAGAUCGUAGUGAUUAUUUUUUAAAUUACUAUUCUACCAG
Exaiptasia diaphana is the source of this 1825-nucleotide messenger RNA. RefSeq names its product neuropeptide FF receptor 1. Lineage: Eukaryota; Metazoa; Cnidaria; Anthozoa; Actiniaria; Aiptasiidae. Gene Ontology annotation, biological process: G protein-coupled receptor signaling pathway. The transcript has a single exon. Gene Ontology annotation, cellular component: membrane. The coding region runs from base 375 to 1517 and encodes 380 amino acids. The record is from RefSeq and is a predicted model, not a curated record. Gene Ontology annotation, molecular function: G protein-coupled receptor activity.